Messenger RNA from Crotalus tigris (Tiger rattlesnake), 4672 nucleotides. It is a transcript of the gene SEPTIN6, whose product is annotated as septin 6. The coding region runs from base 372 to 1709 and encodes 445 amino acids. Gene Ontology annotation, molecular function: molecular adaptor activity; GTP binding; GTPase activity. The transcript is spliced from 10 exons. Lineage: Eukaryota; Metazoa; Chordata; Lepidosauria; Squamata; Viperidae. Gene Ontology annotation, cellular component: septin complex; microtubule cytoskeleton; septin ring. Gene Ontology annotation, biological process: cytoskeleton-dependent cytokinesis; cilium assembly. The record is from RefSeq and is a predicted model, not a curated record.
GUGCUAGGUCAACAGUAGUUGAAAUGGCCAAACUGCUCCUGACCAUCCAGGCAGUUCCUUUCUGCUGCAGUUAUUAAUGUCUACAUUGUUCUUUACUGAAUCUCAGUUCUUCCUCGCAAAGGCCUCAAAGCUGCCCUUUCUUUGGAUGGAUAAUUAAACUUUCUAGGGCCACCCAGUCUCUAUGCAGAAGUCUCCUCAAGUGCCACGGAUAAAGUUGGCAUCUUUUCAUCUCUGUCUCCUAGCUUGGCAGAGUUGGGGAAAGUGUUUGAAAACAUCCCCGCGUGUCUCAUCGCCUCUGUUUUUUGUUUUUGUCAAGGGCUUUUAUUGAAAGUCAACUUUUGAAUCCCAAAGUGAUUCCUCUCGGAUACCGGAUGAGUGAGUCACCGAAAAUGGAUAAAGACAAAAGGAUCGGAUUAUACCCCUCACUGCUGGUGGGUGAAGGUUGUCGAACUGUUCCUCUUUCUGGCCAUGUCGGAUUCGAUAGCUUGCCUGACCAGUUGGUUAACAAAUCGGUUGGCCAUGGUUUCUCUUUCAACAUCCUCUGUGUGGGGGAAACGGGUCUUGGGAAGUCAACCCUGAUGGACACGCUCUUCAACACCAAGUUUGAAGGAGACCCAGCGUCUCAUUCCCAGCCAGGAGUUCAGCUGAAAUCCAGUUCCUACGACUUGCAGGAAAGCAAUGUUCAUCUGAAGCUGACCAUUGUCAGCACGGUGGGCUUCGGUGACCAGAUUAACAAAGAGGACAGCUACAAACCCAUUGUAGAAUUCAUUGACACCCAAUUUGAAGCCUAUCUGCAAGAGGAGCUGAAAAUUAAGCGGGUGCUGCAUAAUUACCACGAUUCCAGGGUCCAUGCUUGCUUGUAUUUCAUCGCUCCCACGGGACAUUCUUUGAAAUCCCUGGAUCUGGUCACCAUGAAGAAACUGGACAGUAAGGUGAAUAUCAUUCCUAUUAUUGCCAAAUCCGAUGCCAUCUCUAAGAGCGAGCUGACCAAAUUCAAAAUUAAGAUCACCAGUGAACUCGUGAGCAACGGGGUGCAAAUCUAUCAGUUCCCUACUGACGAUGAAUCUGUGUCAGAAAUAAAUGGAACCAUGAAUGCUCAUUUACCCUUUGCCAUCAUUGGUAGCACAGAAGAAGUUAAGAUAGGAAAUAAAAUGAUGAAGGCGCGUCAAUAUCCGUGGGGGACUGUGCAGGUGGAAAACGAAGCCCACUGUGACUUUGUAAAACUCAGAGAGAUGUUGAUCCGGGUAAACAUGGAAGAUCUUCGCGAACAAACCCACACACGCCAUUAUGAAUUGUAUCGGCGAUGUAAACUGGAAGAAAUGGGAUUUAAGGAUUCCGAUCCAGACAGCAAGCCAUUCAGUUUACAAGAAACCUACGAGGCCAAAAGGAAUGAAUUUCUCGGAGAACUUCAGAAGAAAGAAGAGGAAAUGAGACAGAUGUUUGUCCAGAGGGUGAAAGAAAAGGAAGCGGAGCUGAAAGAGGCUGAAAAAGAGCUCCAUGAGAAAUUUGAUCGUCUGAAGAAGCUGCAUCAGGAUGAGAAGAAGAAGCUGGAAGAUAAGAAGAAAUCCCUGGAUGAUGAAGUCAAUGCGUUUAAGCAGAGGAAGACAGCUGCUGAACUGCUUCAGUCUCAGACUCAGCAGGCAGGAGGUUCACAGACACUGAAAAGGGACAAGGAGAGAAAAAAUAAUCCCUGGCUAUGUACUGAGUAAUCCCCCUUGAAUAUACUGAGCUGGGAUGUCGACCUUCACUUAUUUAUUGCGCUCCCGUUCAGCCAUGGUCAUCUCACGGGCCUUCCAGAAUAUCAUUUUUAUAUUCUACGCAAACAAUUUGCUGCUUUGGCUGUAUCAUGGUGUGCGCGCCUAAUAUAAAAGAUCUUUUCUUCUAUGCUGUGGAUUGUUUAGGAUGCCCACUCUAGGUUGCCUGUAAACAAGCCCAACAAGUUUACUCGUCAAGCAAAUUGCUAGCAAAUUGAAGGCUGAUGUUGUAUUUUCAGAUGUCCACCAAUAGGGAAUGGAGUGAUGAAUGUGCUGUGGUAUUAACCCAAGCAUGUCAUUAAAAUCUAGUUGAGUGGCAAAUAAAGAAACAAUUUUUUUUUUUUGCAGUAUCUGGGCACACACACCCUUUGAAUACUCUUUAUGUUAAAAGUUGUGUUAUUUCCCACUGCUGCCUUUAUUCAUUUAUUUUAAGUGGGAGCAGGAAUUACAUGGAUAAAGCCCCUUAAUGAGCCACUGGGGUUUAUAAACAGUUUUUAAUUAGAUAUGGGACUACACCCCUUUAGGGGUGGCAUGGUAGCUCAAUGGUGAAGGCGCUGAGCUUGUCAGGUUUGAGACCCCACCACCACACGAUGGGGUGAGCUCCUGUCCUCAACUCCUGCCAACCUAGCAAUUCAAAAGCAUGUAAAUGCAAGUAGAUAAAUAGGUACCACUUCAGUGGGAAGAUAACAGUGCUCUGUGACCACAUGGCCACGGAAAUGUCUUUGUUCAAUCCUGGCUCAGUGGCCUUGAAAUGGAGAUGAGCAGCACCCCUAAAGUCAGCAAUGACUAGUGGAGUUAAAUCCACAGGGGACUCUGUACACCUCUUUGCUCUAAGCUGUUCCAUUGCCCAAAACGUGAAAAGGAGGAGGAGAUGAGAGCCAGGAUGUUUAAGAUCCAAUUCUGGGUUUCUAAGUUAACAUUUGGGUUCCUGAAAAAUAAAAUAGUUCAUGUUCCUGAACUUUUUCCAGCAGCGAGCAAGCAAUUCGUCGCCUGUAGCUUCUUCACUGUGGGGGGGGGGGGGGAGAAAGGCCAUGCUAAAUAUACUACAGGUUGUGGUUUUGUUUUAGAAGAUGACCAAUUUAAGAAUUCAUUCAUAGAGUCUUGCUCUAUAAUUCUGCCUGGCUUUUCUCUGAACGUUUGCAUUGAUUUGAAAUAUAUAUGUUGUGUUUGUACUGUGCAUUCAUGCGUUUCCCUUCACCCCAAGACAUCUGCAGUCUUAUCUAUUAAAGGGGGUAGUCCUCCUUUAGCGGCUGCCUCAUUUAGUAACUGCAACGACAACGGUGGUGAGACAAUACCUUCGCAACCCGCCCUUGCGUUUACGACCUUCACAGAUCUGCAAAACAAAGGAAAUCUGAAGUCUGAUCCUAGGCACCGUCACGGUUUUAUUUAGCCACCGCUUCAUUUAAUGACCAAGUUGCUGGUUCCAAUUGUGGUCGCUAAACAAGGACCAUAUGCUAUUUCAUGUGGUUGUCCUCUUUUGACGGUGUUUUACUGCUUGGGCUCCUAACAGGGUAGCAAAAACAUAGAUUUACUGGCCUGUUUUCUUUCCGUGUCAUUGUGUUCCUCAAGUGGUCAAUAAUCUGCUUUGCCUUUGAUCGCCUCUCUUAGCUCUCUGCUGUUUAACUAACAAAUCUUUAUUUCUUUCCCUUUUCUCUCUCUUUCUCUCUGUAGCUUUUUCUAAUCUGUCUCCACCUGCUGCAUCUCUAAGAAGACAUCCACUUGAGCGAACGUAGGGAUUCCCAUCCUGCUUGGGAAGGGAGGGGCAGACCAGAAUAAAUAAAAAGAAACUUAGCCUGGAAAAAAAAGAUUUGGGUUUGUUUUCUCCCAGUCCUAUUUUUUUUCAUGUGUGGGGGGGAUGUUGGGUUUAUUUUUUUAUUUUUAUUUUAAGCAAGAGAAGAUGGGAAAAAUAAUCGGAAAGGCGAGCGUCAGACAUUUUGCCCAACUCCCAAAAUAUUGCAGUCCAAUUAAUGAGGUGGCUACUUUACACUGAGACAGGACUUAAUUGUGAUUAGGAUUAUGGUUAUUCCCUUCCUAGUUUGGCCUCCGUAUCAUGAUCGUGUUUUUCGAGUAGAGGGGAAAAAAAAAAAGAAUUGUCCUAUUCCUUCAUUGGUUGGAGUGGAUAAAAAUUAUGCAACAGACAACACGUAGGAAAAAAAUCCCCUCGUGACUUUGCUACCUCUGAGGAAUAUUUACUUUGAACGCUAUGUAAAAGGGCAGUCGGGGACGUUAGAGAGGGUAAAUUCUAUUUUUCACUGGGGGUGGGUGGGCUUAGAUAACCUCCCAUAGAUAAUCUGCCAUUUCAGUAAAAAAAGUAACAACGAAUAUUUCCCAAUUAAAAAAAUACAUAAAUCCACUAAAUCUAUUUCUGUUCAGUUCCUUGUUUAAAUCUCUCGUCCUGGAUCCAGCUUCCUGUCUUGUAGAAAUCACUCAUGUCAGCUGUUCUUUGCAAGAAUCCUUAAAAUGCACAAAGAGCCUUAAAAGCCUUUGAGGAAGAGAGAGAGAGAUAUUGUAUAAAAGACCUAAGUAGUAUUAUUGUUGUGAAUUAAUCCCCAAAGUUCGAAGCCCUUUUAAAAGGGAGAUAAAAACUGAUGUUUCUAUUAAGGUGGUGAAGGAAAAUCAAUUUGUAAAGUCAUCCUCUUGUUUUUCAAAGUUAUCGUUGCAAGUCACAUGUAACUGCCCUUAAAAAUGUACCUACUACGAACUUUUGGGACUUUAUUUGAACCGUUCACUGCAUGGCCUGGUUUCCAAGAAUUCCUUUUCCUGUCUCUUCUUUUUUUAAAACAUUUUGUUAUGAACAGUUGUGAUUGGACAGCUGCACUUGAUAUAUAUUUACAUGACCCACGUGAGCGAACCAGCACUGUUGAACUUAAUACCUUUCUAAUGUUGUCAAUUUUCAAUAAAAAUUUACCCUCCCAAAA